GACCUUAGCAUUUCGCAGCAGCCGCAGAGAUAAGCUGCUGAAGGAAAUACAGAGAGCAAAACACGGAUGGCUCUGGAGAAGGAGACCCCCCAAGGCAAGAGCUGCAUGUGAGACCCACAAACAGGACUCGGGGCAGCCUGGCUGGCUGGCAGGAAUGGCCCUGGACUGCUGACCAGCAUUGCAGGCUGGCAGGAAUGGCCCUGGAUUGCUGACCAGCAUCACAGGCUGGCAGGAAUGGCCCUGGACUGCUGACCAGCAUCACAGGCUGGCAGGAAUGGCCCUGGAUUGCUGACCAGCAUCGCAGGCUGGCAGGAAUGGUCCUGGACUGCUGACCAGCAUCACAGGCUGGCAGGAAUGGCCCUGGACUGCUGACCAGCAUUGCAGGCACUGUAGGCUCUGCCACACAGAGGGACCCCUGUGCUGCUGCUGCUGCAGGUUGGAGAAGGAGAAGAUUGACUGAAGCUGCCUGUUAUUUUUGGCUACUCUAGCAAUGUAUCAAAAACCUGACUCUGGGUUGAUGCUGGUGCCCUACUUUAUAGAAGCCCUGAAAAGCAGAUCAAGGACAGCGAGCUUGUCUCUCUGCAUGGCAUCUGCCAGCAAAGGAUCCCAUCUAAUGCCGAGGCUGAAGGAAUCGCGCUCCCACGAGUCCCUGCUCAGUCCCAGUAGUGCUGUCGAGGCUCUGGAUCUCAGUAUGGAGGAGGAAGUGGUCAUCAAGCCAGUCCACAGUAGCAUCCUGGGACAAGACUACUGCUUUGAGGUGACGACUUCAUCAGGAAGUAAGUGCUUCUCGUGUCGGUCGGCAGCAGAGCGAGAUAAAUGGAUGGAGAACCUGCGGCGUGCCGUGCACCCCAACAAGGACAACAGCAGGAGGGUAGAGAAUAUGUUAAAGUUAUGGAUUAUUGAAGCAAAGGACCUGCCAGCUAAGAAAAAGUAUUUGUGUGAAUUAUGCCUGGAUGACGUUCUUUAUGCACGAACUACCUGUAAAUUGAAAACUGAUAAUGUCUUCUGGGGGGAGCACUUUGAAUUUAAUAACCUCCCAUCGCUCAAAAACAUUACUGUGCACUUAUACAAAGAGACUGACAAGAAGAAGAAGAAGGACAAGACCAACUUCAUUGGGCAGGUGAACAUCCCCGUGAGCUCGGUGACGGGCCGGCAGUUUGUGGAGAAAUGGUACCCAGUGGUGAGCCCCAACCCCGGCAAGGGCAAGUCCCCGGGGCCCAUGAUCCGCAUCAAGUCCCGCUACCAGAGCAUGAGCAUCCUUCCCAUGGAGAUGUACAAGGAGUUUGCUGAGUACAUCACCAACAAUUACAUGGUGCUGUGCUCGGUGCUGGAGCCCUCGCUCAGCGUGAAGAACAAGGAGGAGAUGGCGUCGGCGCUGGUGCACAUCCUGCAGAGCACGGGCAAGGCCAAGGAUUUCUUGACUGACCUGAUGAUGUCUGAAGUUGAUCGCUGUGGUGAGAAUGAGCAUCUCAUUUUCAGGGAGAACACACUGGCCACCAAAGCAAUCGAAGAAUACCUGAAGCUGGUGGGGCAGAAAUACUUACAAGAUGCCUUAGGGGAGUUCAUCAAGGCACUGUAUGAAUCAGAUGAAAAUUGUGAGGUGGAUCCCAGCAAAUGUUCGUCUUCAGACCUCCCCGAACAUCAGGGCAACCUGAAGAUGUGCUGCGAGCUGGCCUUCUGCAAGAUCAUCAACUCCUACUGUGUCUUCCCAAGAGAGCUCAAAGAGGUUUUUGCCUCGUGGAGACAGGAAUGCAGCAACCGAGGCCGCCCCGACAUCAGCGAGCGCCUGAUCAGUGCCUCCCUGUUCCUGCGGUUCCUGUGCCCGGCCAUCAUGUCCCCGUCCCUGUUCAGCCUGCUCCAGGAGUACCCCGAUGACCGCACCGCACGCACUUUGACCCUCAUCGCCAAGGUCACCCAGAACCUCGCCAACUUUGCCAAGUUUGGCAGCAAAGAGGAGUACAUGUCCUUUAUGAAUCAGUUCCUGGAACAUGAAUGGACUAAUAUGCAGAGAUUUCUCCUGGAGAUUUCCAAUCCCGAAACCAUCUCAAACACAGCUGGCUUUGAGGGCUACAUUGACCUGGGCCGGGAACUGUCCACAUUGCACUCACUACUCUGGGAAGUCAUUUCCCAACUGGAGCAGGGCACUGCCACCAAACUGGGGCCUCUGCCCCGGAUCCUGCGGGACGUCAACGCCGCCCUCAGUAACCCGGCCUGUGUGCAGGUGUCGGUCACGGCCGAGCACGCUGCCUCCACACCCAGUGCUGGCAACAGCAUCUCCGCAGGGCUGCAGAAAAUGGUCAUAGAGAAUGACUUAUCUGGUCUGAUAGAUUUCACACGGUUACCAUCUCCAACCCCUGAAAACAAGGACUUGUUUUUUGUCACAAGGUCUGCUGGGGCCCAGCCCUCGCCUGCCCGAAGCUCCAGUUACUCAGAGGCCAAUGAGCCCGACGUGCAGAUGUCUAAUGGCAGCAAGAGUUUGUCCAUGGUGGACUUGCAGGACAAUCGGCUCUUGGACAGUGGGGCCAACGCGCCCGGCACAGCCGACUCGCUCAAUGACAGUCAGUCGUCCCUGGGGCAGUUGCAGGGCGUAUGGACCACACGGACUCAGCAGAACAGCGUGACGGCCAUGGCCACCGUGCGCCGGGUGGGCCAGACCCCCACCACGCCGAGCGGCGAGGGCGCGCCCGGCCGGCCCCAGCUGCUGGCGCCGCUGUCCUUCCAGAACCCCGUGUACCAGAUGGCUGCCGGGCUGCCGCUGUCCCCGCGGGGCCUGGGCGACUCCGGCUCCGAGUGCCACAGCUCGCUCAGCUCCCACAGCAACAGCGAGGAGCUGGCGGCCAACAAGCACGGCUUCGCCGGCCCCGCCGCCGCCGAGGACUUCUCGCGCCGGCCGGGGGAGCUGGCCCGGCGGCAGCUGUCGCUGACCGAGAAGGGCGGCCAGCCCACGAUGCCGCGGCAGAACAGCGCGGGGCCGCAGCGGCGCAUCGACCAGCCGCCGCCGCCGCCGCCGCCCGUCAGCCGCGGCCGCACGCCGCCCUCCCUGCUGAACACGGUGCAGUACCAGCGACCCUCCAGCGGCAGCAUGAUGUCCUCAUCGCCCGACUGGCCCGGCAGCGGGGCGCGGCUCCGGCAGCAGUCCUCCUCCUCCAAGGGUGACAGCCCCGAGAUGAAGCAGCGCACCAUGCACAAACAGGCCCCUUCUCCUGUGAACCCCAAUGCCCUGGACCGCACUGCUGCUUGGCUUUUGAAUAUGAACAUGCAGUUUUUAGAAGAUGAAAGCAUUGACCCAGAUUCCAAGCACAGGGAUAAGCUCAGGAAUAAGGACGAGCUCAGCCAAGCAGAAAAGUACCAGCAGGACCUGGUGGUGCUGCAGGACAAGCUCCGCAUCUCCAACAAGAAGCUGGAGGAAUAUGAGACUCGCUUCAAAUGCCAGGAGGAGACCACCCAGAAGCUGGUGCUGGAGUACCAGGCCAGGCUGGAGGAGAGCGAGGAGCGACUCCGGAGGCAGCAGGAGGAUAAGGAGAUCCAGAUGAAGGGCAUCAUCAGCAGACUGAUGUCAGUUGAGGAGGAGUUAAAGAAGGACCACGCCGAGAUGCAGGCUGCUGUGGAUUCCAAGCAGAAGAUUAUUGAUGCACAGGAGAAACGCAUUGCCUCCCUGGAUGCUGCCAACGCACGGCUAAUGAGUGCCCUUACUCAGCUGAAAGAGAGGAGAGGCCUGGCCGGAGGGACCGUGCACAGCGGGCGUGAGCCGCGGCUUCAGAGAACGGCUGCUCCCCGAGCACCAGCUCCUUACUGCGGACGGCGCCGACUGACCCUGCUGGGAGAUGUCCUGCCAGCACUUUGAGGGACGGGAAUGUCGAGUGUGAGAUGAGUGGCAUAAGGAAAUAACAUAUAUCUGAGAAUCGCUGUCACUGUUGGAUUUGAGUCAGUGUUUAAUGUUUAAACAAAAGUAACCUUUUCCUUCUAAACUGCCCAAAGGAUAUGCCUCACCCCUCCCAGCAAGGAGUAACGUCCUUGUCAUUGCAGUAAGCGAAAUAAAGGGAGCUGGGCAGAGCCUGCAGCAGGCAGGGGCCCAGAAAGUCCAGAUCAAGUGUGCGGCUGGAUGUAGCGUCCGAGGGACGGCAGGAAAGCCUGGCCCGCUCCUCCUGUGACUCCCCCCGGAGCACAGCCCUCCCAAAGUGAACCCCAGCUGAGCCCAGCAUCCUUCCUGGGGGCUUUUGUGAGGCUGCUGACUUUUACAGCAUCCACAGGGCAUUUAUGCAGCUAAUUAGUGUUUAAUUAACUCUGCCCAUACAGGGAGCACAGUGCAGAUGGAAGGUCAGGGCGGUGUGGUGGCCAAAGGGGUGCUGUGUGGGGAGCCCUGCUGGCAGUGGGGCAGGCCUGGUGCUCCUGGGGGUCCCUGGGCAGCCUAGGGGCACAGAGAAAGGCCAAGGUUCUGGCACGGGAGUGGAGGGAAGAGCUGGCACCUGGUGAAUGGCAACUUCUGGACAGCUUCUGCUCUCUCACAAAUAAAGGGGAAGAGUUUUGUAAGCAAUAGCCCCAGGCACUGUCCCACGCACACUUCCUGCCACAGAAUAAAGUGAAUGUUGCCUGAGCUUGGUCCCUGAGCUGUGAUUGAGGGAUAGGGGCUGGAUUUGCUGGUGCCUGUUGUGGUAGAGGGGGAGCGAGGGGGCUACGUGGAGUGGCAGCUUCCUGCUUGAUCAAGGGUUCUUUGUGGGGAUGGAAUGCUCUGAGAGUUUUACUAUUUCUGGGGAGAAAAACAGACAAAGAAACAAGAAAAAGCCCUGAAGAACCAUGAAGAUCGGUAAUUGUAUUUCUUUUCUUUCACAGUAUGCAUUAGAAAAAAAAAGAUCCCAUUUUCUGGAAUACUGUCCUCUUUAAAUUGGGAAUGAGCACUGCAUGGAAAUUAACCGGCUUGAAGAAUGUAAAACAUGGUCAUAAGGGAGUAACCACCAAGAACAGCAGCCACCACCGAAAGGCCCCUUGUCAGGAGCACUGUGCAGGCAUAAGCCAGGAUUAGACUUUCCCAGCGCCCAAACGCGCAGCUUCGGCACAGACACGUUGUGCUCAGCGGAGGGGGCGCCCCUUCACGGGGGUCGUGCCGCUGACCUGCCGCCACGGUGUGUUUGUGGGUUUGUGGUUCUUGCAGUUAGUCCUUCACAAGUCCCACUCUCAGAGCAGGUCCCUCGUACCGAGAGCCAGAGGUUUCUCUGAGAUACGGACAGUGUACAGUGUACAGGACAUCUGCCUAUGCUCCCUCUAAAGGUUAACACUGCUCAACGCCUGUCCUAGCUCCUCCUGCCAUGUGUAAACGUACAGCCCAAGGGACUAGGACGCUCCCUGAGCUCUGCUCUGCUUAGGUACCGUCUCCAGCCUCACACUUCCCAGGCUGCCUGAGCAGGACACUUUGCCAGUAAGCUCUGCAUUGCCGUGCUGCCCCGCAGCCGUAAGGCUCCUUAACAGCAUUCUUCCUCAUGCAAUCGUUUGCAAAAUUAAAGAUGCUCUUUUUCCUACACGUUUUUCUGGUCCCCGGAAGCCCUGGGCCAAGCCCAGGAGGAGCGAACGUGUUGCACUGAGGUCUCCACACCCCGCCAACACCUGCCGAGGGGUGCAGCACACAGCAGACCCCAAACGGAGCUCCUCAGAGCAAUGUCAUAACUCAGUACUUAUGGCAAAUACCUUUGAAUUUUGGAGACUAGCACAGAUGGCUUUGAAGAACCUCACAAAUCUGACAAGGUUACAACUGGAGAAAGACCCAGACAGGUUAGGAAUAUACAGGGUACUGUGAACCGUUGGGUACGUAGAUUUACACCUGCCAAUGUCUCAGAGUCAAAUACAUAAGAACCCUGCAAAAAAGACUAUUUUAAAUGCUUUUGCCCUAAGAUGCCUGUUUAGAGCUGAUUGUUUUGAAUUCUAAGUAUUUGUGUUGCGAGAGACUGGAGUUUUUCAAGACAGAAGUGACAUAGAGGAAUGGAAACGCUAACAGGGCAUGGGGCGGGUGCCCCACCAGCAACGUUUCCAUUCAUACAUGGAAGUAAUUUUGGGAUACAGUCAGUGCUCUCCGUAAGAGCUGGAAAAAGAAACACCCACAAACCAAUUGUUUAGUGCUGAAGCUAAGCACAGUACAUCUUAAUCUUCUCCUCAACCACAAGCCAAGGCACUGUUCCCCCCCAACCCAAAUCUGUCAAAAACUCCUGGUUACCCUCAAACUUGCAAAUUAUUGAACACAUUGUUCUGCUGAAAUAGCAGGAAUGCUUAAAUCCUUCCACAGCCAGUUAUUCAAUUCUUAAAAGUUCCAGUGCCAACACCUUCUGAGUUGAUGCUUAGUUUCUCGAGACAGUACGAAAAGAAAUUUAAAUCAGGAUGAAGUCUCAUUACAUAGAGAUUCUCCCCCUUGUUUUUCCCUGUUUCCUUUUCCUGCAACUGUCAACAACUGGACCUAGCCAUGACCCUCCCCUAAAAAGGUCUGAGGGCAGGUGUUCAGGCCCAGGCUCUGUUCUGUUCCUUCAGUUUGUGUUUCUGUUAUUUAUAAGCUGUACAUGUCUCUGUGUGUGUGCGUGUGUGUGUGAGUGCAGGAGCCCCGCGUGUUCCCUGCCAUGGCCUCGGAGCUGGUACCUGGCAUAGCAAUACCUGGAUCCCGAGAGGUGCUGCAGCACCAGAGCAAACCACCACUGUCCCCAAGGGUUUGGUGAUCAGCUCCACUUCCUUCCUGGUUCUUGCGCUUUCUACAGUAAGAGGCUGUUCUAGUGCAAACUCGUCAAAGUGUAAACAAAGCAAAAACACUCCAAUUUUUAUCUUAAUACAAGUCUUAAUAUUUUUUUGUAAAUGUUCUCAGUGUUUACUGUACCGUAUCUAUCUCACUAACAGUUGUAUAUAGUAACUUACUUCUGGUGCUGCUUAUUCAGUCGGGAUUUGGCUGUAUCUCACUGCUGUGUUGGAGAGGUGGGCUCGGGCUGCCAAAUCUGGAUCUGGACGCAUCUUCUGAUUCCAGCCUCCUCCCUUGGGGAUCUGAGGGAAGGGAGCAAAGCCAUGGAUCCAGAUUUGUGGUGGGCCCACCUCAAAGAUUCUGUUUUUAGAGUUUUGAUUUGGGGUUUUGUUAAACUGUAGUGAACGCUCCUGAAAAAAGGAGCGGUUUUGUGUGAAGGGGGAUGAAACAGACUGACCGGUAUCCCAAGGUCUCUGCAGACUGUACGUAUCAUCAUUUUGGACAGGGAUUAUGGCUUCAGUGCCAAAAGAUGGGAGGGACCCCAGUCCUUCCCCAUGCCAACAAUACUACAGUCACCAGCCCCUUUUGCACCAGUUUAAGCAAAUCCUGCCGCCAUCCAAAGAGUCUGGUGUCACUUUGCAUUGUCAUCUGAGUCUGGUUGGUUUUGUUUUCUGCUUUUGCAGCUGUAAAGCACUGAUUGCACUGUGAGAACACGUGGAACCCUCUGGUCUGGGAGCCAGUCCCAGAGGUUGCUGCAAGGUUGCAGGACACAGGUUCUGCUACUAUGAAUACUCCUAAAGGGCAAAGGGACUUGCUGGACCUCAGUGAGGUGUCACAGGCUCUCCUAGAAAAGCAAUCAGCAAGGAAUCAAUCAUUCCCAAAGUUUGGAUAGUUCAUAAGCUUUUUCCUGUUCCAAAGGUCCACACCCAGAUGCACUAGAAAAUGUUAAUGGGCUGUGGGCCAGGGGUCUAAUCUGAAAGGGGCUCAUUUCCCCCAGCGAUCCCAGGGCAGAGGGAGCAGCCCUGGGCUGAGGCCUGUGACCAGUGGGUCCAGCAGCUCCACCACAGUCCCUGCCCUGUCCUUCACACAGCUUUACCUGGACAGUGCAAAGAAAAAGUCCAAAGGGAACACCUGUGACACCAUUCCUAGGUGGACAGUCCGUCCUUCCCACCUGCAAUGACUGCUGGGGUCACCUCCUCCCAAAGGUUUGCGUUCAAAGCAAUCCAGGCCUCCAGGCUGGCCAGGACCGGGACCUGGUGUGGGGCAGAGCCACGGCCUGACAGCCACCAGGAGCUCCCUUCAGUGGUCACAGGAAGGGACACUCCCUGCCCACGCAGGUCUCUGAGCCUCAGGGCCGUUCCAGAGGAGAUUGCUCAGCCAGGAGGCUCAGACAGUGGCACCCGCCCUGCUCUGACCCCGCACAGACUUUGCUGCCUUUUCCUUCUCCCCUGGAGAAAAUCAUCCGUGGGGGAGCGUGAGGACAAGAGCAGCAGGAGAAUGUGCAGUUCAUGGGCUUUCCAAACCAAAUCCAAUCCUGAGGGUGUUGCACAACACCCAGAAACAACCAUGCUUCUGAAAAGGGUGUCACAUUUAAGCAUUGACUUUCACAGAUCACCUGAGCUGUGACAUUGCUGUAAAUGCCAUGUGGCUCUGCAUCAGCUACCAGUACCCCAGAGUGCAGCCUCCAUGUUCACAUAUUCCUUUAUCAUACAUCACUGUGUCUUAAGAUAUACCUCUCUCUGUAUAUCUGCUUAGGCUGAUACUUGUUCCUGAUAAGCAGUCGCUAUGUUUUAUAUCCUCUUAUAAAGAAAAACAAAUCUUUUUUUUGUAAGUAUGUUUAAAAAAAAAUGCAAAGUGGAAGUGUUUGCUGAAACUCCUUCAGCUCCUUUUAAACUAUGUAAUAAUGUACAGAGAAAGUUGUUGGUGUUCAAAGAAAUGAUGUGGCUGUGCAAUUUAUGUACAUUUGCAAUUAGAAAUAUUAAAGAUUUAUUUAGAUAUUUUACAUAA
This is a messenger RNA of Lonchura striata (white-rumped munia), 8713 nucleotides long. Lineage: Eukaryota; Metazoa; Chordata; Aves; Passeriformes; Estrildidae. The record is from RefSeq and is a predicted model, not a curated record.